Molecule: messenger RNA, 2100 nt
Organism: Porites evermanni
Lineage: Eukaryota; Metazoa; Cnidaria; Anthozoa; Scleractinia; Poritidae
Source: the annotation of a GenBank genome assembly
AUGACUGGAAACUUAAAUCUUAACAACAAUAAAAUAGUUUACCUCAGUGACCCCACCACAGAUCAACAAGCUGCUAAUCGUGGAUGGGUUCGUAAACAAAUAGAAAGGUUUGAUCAUCAUUUUGGAGAUGGAACAAGUGGUGUAUUUACCAUAACAGAUCCAGCUGCACCAACGACUUUGUAUCUACAAUAUAUCUCAGGAUCAUCCUUUGAUGAUUUUGUUUUUCCUACAUCAGCCCCCGGUCAACCCCUUGUAGGAUGGAAACCAUCUUCUAACACCUAUAUUAAUAAAAUAGAAUUCCAAUUUGGAUCACGAAAUGUAAACGUUGACUUUUUGUGGUUUAUUCCCAGAGAUAGUUCCCAUUCCAAUUCUAACUUUUGGGUAAGUGGAAAUCGCACUGGCACUUGGUCACUGAAUAUACACAAGUCUUGGAACUACAAUAUGUCAGGAGUAAAACUACGAACCCAUAACAAUUCCAGUCACUCAGCUAUCACUUGUCGGGUAUUCACUGAUCUACCUAAAGCGAUAACCAAACCACUUAAGAGAAUAGAAAUCAACACACCUGAUAUUGUAAUAAGUGGGGUUGUAAAAGCUGAUGUCAACCUUGGUGGUAAUAAGAUUACUAAACUCGGCAAUCCGACAAGUCCUGAUGAUGCUGCUACAAAGCAGUUUACUGAAACGUUGGUCAAAGAGGCUACUAAACCAAAACCAAGUCAUUCUACUAAUGAAUUUGCUUAUCUCAUGUCAAGUGCGGCUCAAUGGACUGAUGAAAUAGAUGGAGGAAAUAGUUAUUUUAUAAGAAGAAUACGAGACUUAUCUCCUUCUAAAGGUAAUUUUCAUGACUAUAACCACAAAGUAAUUUUCAUAGGAAUAAACAAAAAUUCACAAGGUGGAUACAAGUACAAAAUGGGAAUCAACUUUUACAGGUUAACUGCAAAUACUGAUUACACCCUGUGUAUGGAAAUACUCAACACUGAUUAUCAGCUGUGGUAUAAGUCUCAAAUAAGUGUAGACAGAGGAAAUUCAAGAGGAAUAACAAUUGGAAAUGUUAGUGUAAGUAAACUAUCCCAUAGGUAUCUUGAUUCAAAAAAUCAACCAAAAUUUAUGUAUUACCAUAGAAUAAUAAUUAAUUUUCGGAAGUCGCGGAUUGGUUUGUGGGUUGGUGGAAGAUAUUUUCUUCACAUUUUGGUUAAUAUUCCACAGGAUGGAACUGAUCUGGCUGUGUAUCCGAGACAGUUUUUAGGAGUUUAUAUAAUUACUUAUGGUAUUGUGGGUACAUUUAGCAAUAUCGACCCAGAUAAAGUUUACGACUAUCACACCGCAUUUGAUGUCAAACCAACAGAAGUAAUGUACAACGUUGAUAUUAAUGCAAAUCAAAAAGAAAUUAAAAAUAUCAAACCUGACCGAAACAGUGAUAAUAGUGCUGCAACAGUUGCAAUGGUAAAGGAGUUAAUUCCUUUUACCAAAAAUGCUUUGUACAGAAAAUACUUUAGUGAGUUCUAUGACUUUGCUGAUGUGAAUAGUUAUGGAAUAAAUAUAGGUUCAUCUGGAGUUAUUAUUAAUUCUUUAAAGCCUAAUAUUACACUACCACCUAAUAAAGACCUAAGUGAUAUAGGAUAUAGAGGAUUAAAUGUUAAGGGUUAUGAUGUUACUUUUUCUCCUUCACAUUCUUCGAAAUCUACUUUAUGUAUUGUUUUUAGUGAUUGGAGAAAUAGGAGUUUUAGCCUAACUAAAUAUUUAUCAACAAACAAUAAUAUUUUAGUAAAAUUAAAUUAUGAUAAAUCAAACAAUAAAGUAACUUUAACUGUUAAUAAAACAACUCAAAAUUUUACCAUGCCAAGUAUUUUUAAUGCAAAAAUAAUUGUUGUAUGGUUAACAGAACAUUUUGAUACAAAUGUUACAAAAGCUUCAAUAAGUAACUACAGCUCAACAUUAACUAUACCAGCAGUACAAUACAAUGUUAAUCAACGUUGGAAGUUUACAACUGAAGAUGGAGUGAUAAUUAGAUUAAUGUACUCUCCAAACUUUUAUGACACCGACUCUGAGCAAUUUCACAAAGUAAUGAUUCAGGAAAAGUUAAAUGGAUAUUAUGUAGUAUAA